GUCUCACUCGAAGUGCGAAAUCAUCAUCAACUUAAGUCUUUUCACUCUACUUACUACCUCUCCCAUCUCUCACCAUAACUCUCCUCGUUCUCUUCGGUUGCCUAUCAGUCUCGACUAUACAUACAUACACCACAAUGAAGGCCACCAGAAACAUCCUCCUCGCCGGCCUGGCGGCCCAAGCCUCGGCCCUGGUCCAGAUGGAAGUCCGCUACAGCGACAACAUGAUCGACGUGGGCAACCUCGACCUCUUCGCGGCGACGUGGCAGGCCAUCUACGCCGAGUCGGGCAACACGCGCGCCAUCAUGACGGACCGCUCCUUCGGGACGCAGACGAACGAGUGCACGCACGCCGACGACUACGACCCGGACGUGACGGUGCAGGUCAAGAUGAACGGCGCCUGGGGCCGGACGCCGGGCCUCAGCGACAACCAGAUGCGCGACGGCCUGGUGCAGUCGGCGUGGGAGGUCCUCAGCCGGGCGGCGGAGCCGUACGGCUACGAGGUCUUCAACGGCUGCCGCGGCCUCACGUGGAUGGAGAGCGUCGGCUACACGUCGGACGCGGCCUGCGGCCCCAGGAGCGGGCGCAACUGCGAGCACGCGUGCCGCAACGAGAACUCGCCCGGCCUGGCCCAGUGCAUGAACCACACCUGGGGCCACAAGGUCCCCUCGUCGCUGCGCGUGACGGCCUACAUCGACGGCCGCCUCCAGCCGGACGACCUGAUCAUCGAGUUCGCCGCCAGGUCCAACGCCGUCUCCGGAGGCUGCGGGUGGGUCGGGACCAUUGCUGGUGCCCUUGCCGGCUUCAUCCCCGUCGGCGGCGACCUGUUCGCCGCCGGCAUCGACAUUGGCUGCAGCAACUAGAUGUCGUCAAUAGGAAGGAGACAGAAGAAGGGGUUUUUUUUUGGGCCAAGCGAAUAGACGCUUUCGGACAUUCCUGUACGGGUUCGGGUCGUGGUUGUGACUCUGAAUUUCUGAAUUUUUGUAGAUAACUUCUCUGUCUGUUGUUGCUUUGCGC
Messenger RNA from Colletotrichum destructivum, 1014 nucleotides. RefSeq lists its product as uncharacterized. The record is from RefSeq and is a predicted model, not a curated record. The coding region runs from base 135 to 860 and encodes 241 amino acids. The transcript has 2 exons. NCBI's taxonomy places the organism in Eukaryota, Fungi, Ascomycota, Sordariomycetes, Glomerellales, Glomerellaceae.